Penicillium soppii is the source of this 1128-nucleotide messenger RNA. RefSeq names its product ubiquitin-protein ligase peroxin 10 (gene pex10). Gene Ontology annotation, molecular function: zinc ion binding. Gene Ontology annotation, cellular component: peroxisomal membrane. Gene Ontology annotation, biological process: protein import into peroxisome matrix. The coding region runs from base 1 to 1128 and encodes 375 amino acids. The record is from RefSeq and is a predicted model, not a curated record. The transcript has a single exon. Lineage: Eukaryota; Fungi; Ascomycota; Eurotiomycetes; Eurotiales; Aspergillaceae.
AUGGCGGACGAUGAUUCCCACUUCUCUCUCCCAAACCCAAGCUCGGCCCUCAGUACAUCCACCUCACACUUCUACCCUUUCGCAACUUCUCCAGAUGUCAUUCGCUCGCACGAGAAAGAUGCCUUCCUUACAGGAAGCCUAAUCCAACAAUCACAAGGCAUUGUGCGAGCCCUCCGCGGCGCCCGAUACGCCCAUACCCAUUCCGACGCCAUCAAACACAUCACCGAACUCCUCUACUUCUCUCUCACAACCGCCAUCGGUAAUCGCACCCUAGGCGAAGAAUACUGCGACCUAGUCCAACUAGAAGACGAUACUCUCCAAUUACCCUCCAUAGGCCGACGUGUGGGCUACAUCCUCAGCAGCAUCCUUGUACCAUGGACACUACAGCGACUCCUGCCGGCACUGCGGCAGCGAAUUCGCAACAAGCUCGAGCGCAAUAUCGCGCGUGAACAAUUCCGUGCGGCUCAGCAGGCUGGCCUGCUCAAUAAGCCCCAGUUCUCAACAAUGCCGACUAAGCGGCCGUUCUUUACAAAGUUGCGAAUUCAGCAGUAUCUCCUUGAACAUUUGGACUCGAUUACAUCUGUCUCCCCUAUUUACGCCCUUAGCAUUGCUACUUUCUACUUUACGGGCUCGUACUAUCAUCUCUCUAAACGGCUCUGGCGCUUGCGCUAUGUCUUCACCAAGAAGAUUGAUGACAAUGAGCAGCGCAUCGGAUACGAGGUGCUGGGCGUGUUGAUGGUGCUGCAGAUUGCGGUGCAGGGAUUCCUGCAUGCUCGAAAGCUAGGCGCUAGUAUGAUCGAGGAAGAUGAUAAGUCUGCGGAUGCAGGCGAAUCUUCUUCAAAGGGAAUUGUGAUUGCUUCGAUCCAGAACCCGUCAGCUAUUCCGCUGCUCCCUGCUUCUAUGCCUCUUUAUGAUCUCGAGGAGGACCCUGGUGCUGUCUCGUGGAUCCCUGAGGGUCAGCAGCGGAAGUGUACGCUUUGUUUGGAGAUGUUUAAAGAUCCCAGUGUUACAACCUGUGGCCAUGUCUUUUGUUGGAUUUGUGUUCGAGACUGGGUUCGUGAGAAGCCUGAGUGUCCUCUCUGUCGUCAGGAGGUUUUACUGUCCAAAGUACUUCCUUUGAGAGGGUAA